Molecule: messenger RNA, 2146 nt
Organism: Oncorhynchus mykiss (rainbow trout)
Lineage: Eukaryota; Metazoa; Chordata; Actinopteri; Salmoniformes; Salmonidae
Biological process (GO): regulation of gene expression
Cellular component (GO): nucleus
Source: RefSeq, a predicted model, not a curated record
UUUCAGUGUGUACGGAAGUAAACAAUGACCAAGAACAAUUUACACAUGAGCGUUUUUUCAUUGUUAUUUGGACAUUUAUAAAUACCAUGGAACUCAAAAUAUGGCUCAUUUAACUGCGCAGCAUCACAUUCCCCAUCUAUUAUUUAAUUCGCGUUAGAGACAGGACUUGGUUGUUAGACGUUAUCUUGGUAUCGCUAGCUGCUAACAAUGGCUAACUGUAUGGUUUUUCACACUCAAAUAGCCUCCAUCAUGGAGGUGCUAGCAAAUACAGCCGUGGCAGAGAUCUGUAAACUCGUAGAUGACGACUAUGCAGUGUUUCGUUUGGAAAUAACUCAAAGCCAGAAAGAAAACAGAGGAUUGCGGAGGAAACUACUGGAAAUGAAGGUGUCACGGGAGCGCGCAGAUAGAACAAUGCGAGAGCGCGUCCUCACCAGUCGUCCCAGUAGUGUCAAGAUCCUCGACCGAUACAGAGGAAUGGCAAGAGGACAUCUCACUGGAGGCCACAGGAACUUUGUGAAGCCAGCAGGGCACAAUACAUGGAGAGAUGACCAACCAAUCACUGUUGAUGAGGGGUGUGGAACCUCAAACCAGCAUGUUAUCAUGAUAGAGUCUGCAGAUGGAGAGGCUGCAGGUACUGGAGGAUCGUGUCUGGUCAAGCAGGAGAGGACUGAAGGAGACGACCCACAACACAGCAGAGAAAUCCAGACUGUAGACACGGGGGACCAUUCCACCACCGCUAUGCCCCAGCCCAGGACCAGACGCAGCAUCACGGAAGUCAGUGGAAUGCCGAACGCCGUCCUCAAGUCCGAGACAGACAAAGAGACUUUAACUGUAACCAAAAGGCUUUUACACACAGGAUCUGACCACAGGUCAGACCCAGAGAGACUGAGGCUGGGGCCACUGGGCUGUCCUGCUGUUCCUGGCUCAGAGUACUUACCAUUAUUUCGUCAGAGCCAGAUGACGGAUCAUUCCUGUGGAGAUGGUGAUCGUGACGCGUUAGACACAAGCAGUGAUGAUCCGUCUUGUUCUUACUCUACAGAGCUGGACCCUGGCAACAUGCCCUUGGGUUUAGAGACACAGACUGAUAUGUCUAGAGGGGACUGGAACCGGUACAGUAGUAGUGUAUACUUUGAAGGGUGCCUAGAUAAGAAAGGGGAGGGUCUGGUCGUAGAUGAAGUGAAAGUGGAGGGCGACACUCCUCCCACACGGAAUGGAGAUCGUCACCUUGGAGACGGACACUCACAGGGCAGAGAUUUCUUAGAUUACAGGGAAAGCUUAGAGACAAAUCCAAAUGUCACAAACCACUGCACUUUACACGCAUUCAGGGAUGGCGACCCAGUGUCCACGUCGAUGGGACCUUCCGUCCCACACGGCUCAAAUGACAGGGCUAGAGCCCAGGCUCAGGGAGGGGAAGCCACAUCAGGCAAUAGUAAAGAUAAACGGUUCCUCUGCAUGUUCUGUAAUAAAGGCUUCAGCUGCCUCCAGAAGGUGGAGAUCCACCAGAGAGUCCACACAGGGGAGAAACCCUUCAGCUGUACCCAGUGUCAGAUGCGUUUUGCCCAGACUGGUGACCUAAAAAGGCACCAGAGGGUCCACACGGGGGAGAAACCAUUCGGCUGCCACCUGUGCCGGGCUAGUUUCUCCCACUCCUCCAGCCUGAAAAGGCACCAGAGGGUCCACACAGGGGAGAAACACUACAGUUGCCCCCAGUGUGAGAAGAGGUUCUCCCACCAGCACCAUUUGAAGAUGCACCUGAAGGUCCACACGGGAGCGAGGUCGUUUGCCUGUACGCACUGCGGGAAAAAUUUCUCAGAGAGGAGCUACCUCAGAAUACACCAGCAGAAAAAACAUUCCAUUCUAUAACAGAAAGUAACCAUUCUGCUCAAAGUUUAGAUCAAACCUUGCAUUAAAGACAAAGAUUAAUUUAUUGUUGUCAGCAGAAAAAAAACAGAGGUGCAUUUGGUAUAACAAGAGUUACAGAUUUCAGUGUUGAAAAUUCCUGAGUAGAAUAUUGCAUUGAGAUAGUGUGAUAUAUAAUAUAUACAGUGCCUUCGGGAAGUAUUGAGACGCCUUGACUUUUUCCACAUUUUUUUACAUUACGGCUUUAUUCUAAAAUGGAUUAAAUUAAACAAAUCCUCAGCAAUCU